AUGGUUCUAUAUAGUACAUGCCUCCCUAACAUCAGUAGUACAUGCCUCCCUAACAUCAGUAGUACAUGCCUCCCUAACAUCAGUAGUACAUGCCUCCCUAACAUCAGUAGUACAUGCCUCCCUAACAUCAGUAGUACAUGCCUCCCUAACAUCAGUAGUACAUGCCUCCCUAACAUCAGUAGUACAUGCCUCCCUAACAUCAGUAGUACAUGCCUCCCUAACAUCAGUAGUACAUGCCUCCCUAACAUCAGUAGUACAUGCCUCCCUAACAUCAGUAGUACAUGCCUCCCUAACAUCAGUAGUACAUGCCUCCCUAACAUCAGUAGUACAUGCCUCCCUAACAUCAGUAGUACAUGCCUCCCUAACAUCAGUAGUACAUGCCUCCCUAACAUCAGUAGUACAUGCCUCCCUAACAUCAGUAGUACAUGCCUCCCUAACAUCAGUAGUACAUGCCUCCCUAACAUCAGUAGUACAUGCCUCCCUAACAUCAGUAGUACAUGCCUCCCUAACAUCAGUAGUACAUGCCUCCCUAACAUCAGUAGUGCAUGCCUCCCUAACAUCAGUAGUGCAUGCCUCCCUAACAUCAGUAGUACAUGCCUCCCUAACAUCAGUAGUACAUGCCUCCCUAACAUCAGUAGUACAUGCCUCCCUAACAUCAGUAGUACAUGCCUCCCUAACAUCAGUAGUAGUAUUAUAGACGACAAGUGCAACAUAACAGAAAUCUACAUUCUAACUGCUAGCAUUAGGGAAGAUUUCACUUUCAAGUUUAUGAAACAAAUGGAAAAACAUAUUUCAGCAGCUGUAAGUGUACUUGAGAAGUUUUAA
This is a messenger RNA of Bolinopsis microptera, 825 nucleotides long. RefSeq names its product mucin-2-like. Bases 1 to 825 code for a protein of 274 amino acids. The record is from RefSeq and is a predicted model, not a curated record. The transcript is spliced from 3 exons. Lineage: Eukaryota; Metazoa; Ctenophora; Tentaculata; Lobata; Bolinopsidae.